CAAUAUCCAGUGCCAUUAUAUUCCCCUUCACAUUCAACAUCAACAACAACAACACGACAAUUGCAACCAACUGCAACUCAGUCCAACAAACCACAAGAAUCUGCAGUGCAAAGCAAGCCACAAUCAAUAAUAUCUCAUUCCACAACCAACACAUCCUCGCAUUCCAACCAACGUCCAACCAACCCUCCAUAUCUUCCCAUGCCUCACUUCCCUCAGCAGCCAAUGGUGAAUGUUCCAACCAAUAGCAUGGGACAACAGGUGGAUGCAAAGAAGGCAGUGACCGCCUCUCCUCAAACACCAGCUAAAUCUGACCCACCACAACAACAUGCGUUAUCUGCAUACCAACUACAACCACAUAUGUUCUACCCCACACAAGGCUUGCAAGGAAUCCCGCUGCCAUAUAAUCCAAUGCAACCGGUUCGACCUGGUAUGAGCUACCCUCGCUCCCCAUACUUCAUGCAUCCAACUCUGCUGCAGAUCCCGCAAGGUUUAUCCUCUUCACGUGUCCCAGUACCUGGUCACAUGAUGGCAACAGGGAGCACAGCUCCUUUCCCCGACAUACAGAGCCAUCUGCAUGCAAUGCAGGCAAACGCACAAGAUAAAUCUCACUCUAUUCAACCCGCCGCCACAUCCACAAGAACAAGUGCUCCAGGGAGGACUCCUACACCAAAACAAAGCUCUGCUCCUCCAACCUCUGUAUCUUCCAGACCCGUAGAGAACUUUAAUCCUCCUCAUGAUCAGAGCAGAUCCCAAUCAUCUGUAACAUCUGAUCGUUCCAUAGAUAUGGUGGCACAACACUUUCAAUUAUCUGGUGUCCAAAUGCCGACAGGAUCAAGUCACUUUCCAGGUUCUACACCACAGCCAGUCACUCAUAACACCAUCACAUCCCAACCACGGCCAAGUUAUCCAGGUUAUGGUGUGCAAGUGUUUCACCCUGAAUCAAGUACAGCCGUUACGAGUCAACCUGGAAGUUCUCUCCAAUCUCCUGCCAACAUUCCUCCAUCUCAUCUUCAUCAUACUCAAUAUCCUCACUAUGUUCCUCCGGAUCAAACUCAUCAACGACCUCCAACUCCAACCAGAAGACAACAACAACAACAACAACAACAACAGCAGCAACAGCAAGAGAAGUUGAUGCAACAGAAGCAUAUGCUAUUACAACAACAACAACAGAUUCAAAUGUUACAUCAACAACAACAACAACAGCAACAACAACAACAGCAAAAGCAACAACAGCAGCAGCGUGAAAAGAAGAUUCAACAAGAAAAGUUACUGCUGCAUCAGAGGCAGGAGGAAGAAAAGCUACAUCAACAACAACAACAACAACAACAACAACAACUUUUGCAACAGCAAAACAUGCAAGAAAAACUACGACAACAACAGAUUGAAAAGGAGAAUCAAGAAGCCCAGCGACAACAGUAUCAACAACAAAUGCAUCAACAACAACAACAACAUUUCCAACAACAGAUGCAUUUAAAACAACAAGCCCAUCAAUCUCCACAAGCUCCGCCACUACACUGGCCUGAAGGUCAUGGCAACACACAACCAAGCCAACCUCACUACAUACCACCAUCAACCCAACACACACAACCAGUAAAGCAAGCACCUUCUGCUAAUGCUCCACCACAAGCAGAUAACAAACCCCAGACUUCAGUAGACGAUAUUUUCACUAGAUACCCAGUGAUAUGGCAAGGAAAAAUGGCGCUGAAAACCGAAUCAGCUGCUGUUCAGAUUCACUAUAUAUGUGGCAACAUGUUCCAUGCACGUGCAGGAUUGCCAAGUGAUCCUGAGGAAUUGGAUCAUGAGAAGCUUCCUGUGCUCCGGAUCGUGCAGAGGAUGCGACUGAAUCCUUUACCACUUGAGGGAGUUAGCAAGCGAAUGGAGAUGAAGGAUGAUUAUUGCCUCUUAUUUGCUGUCCCAUGUGGAAGGACCACGAAUGAACUAGAACACCAAACCAAUCAACUUAAACAAAGUUUUAUAGAUUAUUUGAAGCAGAAACAAGUUGCUGGGAUAGUAAAUACUGCGAGUAACAAUCAACAAGUUUAUGUGCUACAUGUUUUUCCGCCAUGUAAUUUCACCACACAGAAUUUACAGCAGAGAGCUCCAGAUCUUGUGGCCAACCUUGGUGAUAUUCAACAUUUGAUGAUCGUUAUCACAACUGCAACUGCCACCUAAUGUAUACUUUUUACGCCGUGUUUUAUAGUCUAGUAAUUAUUAUGCAUAUUUCUACUUGUCCCUUCGUGUUCCAUCGCUUUUGUCAUUAAUUGUAAAAUAAUGGUCAAUUUUUCGCCUUUUUGUUGAAUUAUUGUUGAUUUUUUGUGUAGUUGGGCAACAUAUGGUUUCAUAUUUGAAUUGUAGAAAGCACCAAUUUAUUAUAUGUAUAAAACGUUUAUACUUCUCAACAAUGUCAUCCAACCAAUUAAAACCCACUGUGUAGAAGAAAAUCUAAAAAGUUUGUUGGAAGGCGAUUUCUUGCAAGUUAUAAUUGCAGUUUUUUUCGAAAGAUUUAUCAAUAUUGGUUUUCAAUGAUUAUCAUCUGGAAUGUCUGUAUUUUGUCUGAAGUUCACCCCACAGACUAUCCAGAUCGCAUUUGUUUAAAAGGUGUUGUUGCGAAUAAAAUCAACUUGAUGUUGUUUCUAAGUAGAAA
Messenger RNA from Ciona intestinalis (vase tunicate), 2644 nucleotides. Lineage: Eukaryota; Metazoa; Chordata; Ascidiacea; Phlebobranchia; Cionidae. The record is from RefSeq and is a predicted model, not a curated record.